Chlamydomonas reinhardtii is the source of this 1287-nucleotide messenger RNA. RefSeq lists its product as uncharacterized. The transcript is spliced from 4 exons. The record is from RefSeq and is a predicted model, not a curated record. Lineage: Eukaryota; Viridiplantae; Chlorophyta; Chlorophyceae; Chlamydomonadales; Chlamydomonadaceae. Bases 131 to 394 code for a protein of 87 amino acids. Gene Ontology annotation, biological process: vacuolar proton-transporting V-type ATPase complex assembly. Gene Ontology annotation, cellular component: endoplasmic reticulum membrane.
CUUAUGCUCGCUCAUUAUCAUCUCGUGUCUAUCACGUUCUUUUGCUAGUAACAACUCCCGCACGAUGGCUCCCAAAGUGGUCAGCAAGAAGGCUAAGGACCAAGGAAGCUUGCUGAGCACGCCUGGAGCGAUGAAGGCGCUCUUGACAGUAGGGGUGUUUUCCAUUCUGAUGGUCACGACGCCGUUCAUUCUCUACUUCGCAUCCUACGAAGGAUACCUAGACAAGCUUUACGCGCUCACCGUCGGCAUUCCGGGACCGGAGAACCGCGCUGUGGCCAGCGCCAUCCUAGCGGUCCUCGGAGUGAACCUCGUCGUGGGGGGCUUCCUUUACGUGGCAUUCCAGGAGGUGACCACGGACGAUACGGCAAAGGUGGAGGCAAAGAAGAACGAUUAAAACAGCAUGCCACCUUCCGCGACGGCCGGAGGCAGCCUGCAGAGACCGCACGCCCACGGUGCAGCCCUUGGAGGAGAGGUGCCUCAGCAAGCCCUGCAGCAAGCCGGGGCUCUCGCAGCGCAAGCGUGCAUGGCAAGGGUUGUGUCCUGCUGCCUGAGGCACUGUGUCUGGGCGGCCUCUGCGACGCCAGCAGCUGGCAGGGCCACCCGGCCGAUGGAUGCCUGGCGGGGGCGGCGUUGCGCCUCGGUUCGUUGCAAAGAGCGGUUGAAGAUGUGCGAUGGGAGGUCACACGUAGUUUGAUUCAGGGGCUUAGGGUGAGGAUUGCAGUCCAGAGAGUAUCAUCAUACGUUUGGGCCUAACCAAUAAACCGAUGAGUUGGUUGGUUACGGGUUGCAUCGUGCGGUUGCAUUCACAAAAAGGACUUUCUAUACUCGAGUAUGCAUUCACAGUGCAUGCGGCGGGCAGAUUGCUCAACGUAUUUUGCGGCGCUGUACGGCAGUGGGCGCUCACGGAGGUAGCGCAUGCCCGGAGGGUAUGGUGCUGUGCACCUGCUUGCUGCCCCCUUGCUACGUUUGUUGUCAGGCUGCGCAGACGGGGUGGGGGGCUUGCGAGCAAGGCGGGACGCACGCCACCGUAUGCUGUAUGCUGAAAGCGCUGUUCGGUGCUGGGGAGUGCGGGCGUAGCUGGAGCGGUGUUGGGCACGCCAACUUUGGGUGGCCACAUUUUGGUGUUGUAAGGGUUACGUACCGCGAGUGUGCGCGCAGUAAAGCGCUGGAGUGAUGUAUUAGGGCAGUGCACAGCGGGUUGACAGAUGCAGGAGGGCGACGUCGUGGGCCGCGAAGCGCGGGUCACGAUCUGACCCAGAUGGAUGUCUUUGCAAGCCACCGCCCCAU